Messenger RNA from Pygoscelis adeliae (Adelie penguin), 12705 nucleotides. It is a transcript of the gene DNAH11, whose product is annotated as dynein, axonemal, heavy chain 11. Gene Ontology annotation, molecular function: dynein light intermediate chain binding; dynein intermediate chain binding; minus-end-directed microtubule motor activity. Gene Ontology annotation, cellular component: dynein complex. The record is from RefSeq and is a predicted model, not a curated record. Gene Ontology annotation, biological process: microtubule-based movement. Lineage: Eukaryota; Metazoa; Chordata; Aves; Sphenisciformes; Spheniscidae.
AUGGUGAGAACGUCGUCUCUCAAUGAAAUACAGUUUCAGCCCGAAACAAAAAAGACAAAACCUCAAGCUGAUUCCGAAUUCUUGGUGCCACGUGAGGUGAUGCAGAAAGCUGUCAGUGCUAUGAGGAAGACCACAGAAUGCCUUGGCAUGGAGAACAACAGAAAGGACCUUCAGUUUGGGAAGCUGUCUCAAACACCACUCGAGCAUACGGUAGCGUUCAUGGAAGAGGUGUUAGUGCCUAUUCUAAGCAAUAAGGAAAACCAUACGUCCUGGCCAGGUUGUGUUUCCCAAGAUAUGGAGCAUCAUGUGGAAAUCAUGAAAAAUAAAACACAAAUUAUGAAAGGACUGAUGUCAGGAAGAACUCAUCUUCCCAUUCCCACAGGUGCAGCAAAGACUGACUUGCAUCAAAUAUAUGCUGAAAAUAAUCUGCAUGGCCUUCAUCCAGACCCCCAAACUGAGCUAAACUUCUGGAAAGCAAGAAAAGACAAUCUUUUCUAUAUAAAUGAGCAACUUCAGAGUCCUGUUGUUCAAAAAAUGAUUAAGAUCUUAAAAGCCGAAGAAAGCAGCUAUUAUCCUGCUUCUCAGGACAUUUUCAAGGAAGUAGAAGAUGCACUUGUAGAAGCCCAAGAUACUGAUCUGUAUCUGAGACUACUGGAAAAAUGCAUUCAGCUCUUUCGGGAGAUGGAAUUCCCAAAGAUCCGUAAUUUAAUCCCACCUUUAUUUCACACGAUCUGCCUGAUAUGGAGCCACUCCAAGUUCUACAGCAUGCCUGCACAAAUAGUAGUUCUGCUGCAGGAAUUUUGCAAUCUGCUUAUUGACCAGUCUAGGUUGUAUCUUUCACCAGAAAAUCUUUUCAAAGGAGAAACUGAAGAAGCAUUGGAGCAUGUGAAAAUAGCUAAAACUACCUUAAAAAGCUUUACUUCAUUCUUUAGUUACAGAAACAGAUUGGAGAGUUACUUCACCUGUGGCAAGGAAUUUAAACCAUGGGAUUUCAGAUCUGAGAUGUUGUUUUUCAGAUUUGAUAUGUUCCUCAACUGCUUACUGAAGAUUGAGGAAAUUUUCAUUAACAUGUUGUAAUUCCAAAAGCUGGAAAAGCUGGAGUUUGGUGGAAUCAAGGGGAAAAUUUUAAGUGAGCAGGUCUGCAGAAUGAAUGAAUAGUUUCUGGAAAGCUAUGAAGUUUUCAGAAAGAGAACAUACGAUCCUUCAGAUUACAGUAACAUGGAGUUUGAAGAUGAUUAUGCUGAAUAUAAAGCCAAAACCGUGGAUCUUGACAGACGUCUUGCCUCAGUUCUUUGUGUAGCAUUUCAUGACUCUUCAGGGUUAGAAUCCAUGUUCAAGCUCUUAACUCUCUUUGGAAGCUUUCUAAAAAAACCUGUCAUCGUGGAGAUAUUUAGCCCAAAUUGCAAUAUUUUAUUGGAAACAUUUUAUGAAGAACUGGAUAAAUGCAGACAUAUAUGACAAGAACACAUUAAAAAGGCAGAAGAAGGGAAUGAAAUAAUUAACAAAAAUAUGCCAGUUACUUCAGGAAACCUUAAAUGGGCUAAAGAACUGGGAGGAAUACAGAGAAUACACACAUUUUGGUUCUACUCGUCUGUGCCUCAUCUGUUCUUAGAAAGUCCAGAAGCUGCUUUUAUUUCUCAGAAAUAUAUGGAGAUGUUGAAAUUCCUUGACCAAUAUGAAGAUCAGACCUACUGCGGAUGGAAAGUUCAGGUGGAUGAAAUUUGUCAGUUUAAUUUAGACCAACCUCUAAUUAAGCGUAAUGCUGAAAAUGGCCUCCUGAGUGUGAAUUUUGACCCUAAGGUAUUGGCUUUAUUAAGAGAGGUGAUAACCUUGAUGUUGAACCAACCCAGUAUUCUAGAUUCUGCUUUAGCUUUGUGUGUUUUGUUUUUAAUUUCUUCUGCACCAUGGCCCUUGCAACUUGCAUGCUGUAUCGGAAACCUUGACCUUGUCGUUCAGCUGUACAACAGACUAAUGCAGACUACUCUGGAGGUAGAAUAUCCUCUGACUGAAAAAGAGCUGAGAACUAUUGAUGACGAGCUAAAAAAAGUGGAAGAAAUAUGCAUGUGGCAGGCGACAACCUGCUGGGACUGCAUCAAACAAGUGAAAGCAUCAGUGUGUGAUUUGGAGCAGAGAGUUCAGCAAUCAAAGGACAAUGUUAGAUCAAUCCAGGGAAUUAUGAACGCUUGGAUGGAACGUGCCCUCUUUUUCAGGAAAGGUAAAAAAGAAGCUCUAUUAUACCUGGAUGACAAAGGAGAAAGACUUGCUAAAGUAUACAAAAUGCUGCAAGAAAAUAGCUACCAGAUACGUCAUGUUGUAAAGGAAAAUUUAAAGCUCUUCAAAGCAGAUUCCUCUUCAGCCUCUUGGAAGAUUUAUAUAGAGUAUGUUGAUGACGUUGUUGUCAAUGGUUUAUAUAACACCAUAACGCAUUCUUUAGACUUCUUUUUGGAGAACACAGAAAAAAGUUUGAAGCCAGCUCCACUUUUUCAAGCCCAAAUGACCUUUAAUGGCACAGAGAUUCAAUUUAAACCUUCUCUAGAUAAAGAGGCUGGUGAUGGCUUUUAUGACCUAGUAGAUGAACUCCUGGGUGAUGUUUUCCAAAUGUCUGCCCAGGUGAAAAGGGUAGCAGCACACCUGGGAUCAGAACAUUACCAGAAUGAUACGGACAACGUGUUUGAUCUGUCUGAAAUCAGGCAGGAGAUUAUGGAGAGAGUGGCAAAUGUUACCGGCAAAGCCCUGGAGUACAGAAGAUCUCUUGCUAGUUACGCGUCUCUCUGGCUGGAGGACCAGUCUGAGUUUACGAAGCAAUUCCCUCUCCGUGGUCAUGGUUUAGCAUCCACAAAGAUGUCUCUUACUGAUGAAGGCUCUCAACAGCCUCCCAUCCUUAAACUGUUUAAAGAGCAGAUUGACAUCUAUGAAAAUCUUUAUGUUCAGAUAAGCAAGUUUGAAGACUCUAAAAUUUUUGGAAGUUCGUUUAAAGUGGAUACGAAGCCUUUCAAAAUGAGCUUGCUAAACAUUAUUAAGAAAUGGAGCGGGAUGUUUAAGGAGUAUCUCUUGAGCUGUCUCUUUGGUAGUCUGACUGACUUAGAGUUUAUAAAAGUGACAAAUGCUGGACUUCGAAGAGAGGUGACCAAGGGAGAUUAUUGUGUGCUGGUAGAAAUCAUGGGCCAUCUCUUGGCUGUGAAGCAGAGGCUGACAACUUCUGAUGAACUCUUUGAACCUUUAAAAGAGAUGGUUGCACUGUUAGAAAGCUAUGGACAGAAGAUGCCAGAAGAAGUUUAUGCCCAGUUAGAGGAAUUGCCUGAAAAAUGGAAUGCCAUUAAGAAGAAAGCUGUGUCGGUGAAGCACAAAGUAACUCCUCUUCAGGCAUCUGAGGUUGCAGUUACCAGAAGAAAAUGCACUUUGCUUGAUGGGAAGCAGGUGGAAUUCAGAGAAAGAUUUAAAAUGGAAGCUCCCUUUCAGUUUGAUGCAGAAGAUGCAUAUGCUUGUCUCCGCAAGGCAAAUCAAGAGCUUGAGAUGCUGGAAAAAGAAAUGUUACUAAUGCAGGAAUCUGCAAAACUAUUUGAAGUAGCUAUUCCAGACGAAGAAAUGCAGUUGCUCAAGAAAGUUUAGGAUAUUAGUGCUUAUAUUGAUAGCAGCAUUGAUCAUUGGGCUAAAAUCCAGUGGAGACAGAUUAAUGUGGAACAGAUGGAUGUGGAGCUCAGAAGGUUUGCCAAGGAAAUGUGGUCUUUGGAUAAAGACGUUCGUUCCCGGGAUGUAUAUAGGGGCUUGGAGUUAAAGGUGAAGAAUCUGAUGUCAUCACUGAGGGCAAUACUGGAGUUGCAAAAUCCUGCAGUCCGGGAGAGACACUGGUACCACAUCAUGAAUGUGACAGGAUUCAGGCUUUUAGUAGCAGAAGAUACUACCUUGACAGACCUUCUGGGACUCCAGCUUCAUAAAGUAGAAGAUGAAGUCCAAAGUGUAGUUGACAACGCCAUGAAAGAGUUAGGUACUGAAAAGAUUUUGGCAGAUAUCAGCCAAACAUGGGCUGCCAUGGAAUUUUCUUAUGAAGAGCAUCACAGGAACGAAGCUCCUUUAUUAAAGUCAGAUGAACAGCUGCUUGAAACUUUAGAUAACAAUCAAGUUCAGCUGCAAACAACUCUGAAAAGUAAAUACAUGGUAUAUUUCACUGAACAAGUGAAAGGUUGGCAAAAUAAACUAAACAUGGCAGAAUUUGUCAUUUCCGUUUGGAUGGAAGUUCAGCGCACAUGGUCUUAUCUAGAAAGUAUUUUCACUAGCUCUGAAGAGAUCAGAAGCCAGCUGCCUGAAGAUGCAAACAGAUUUGGUGAAUUCAACAGACUUCAAAGUUAUAAAUACAAAAAUGUGAUGGAAGCUACAACCAAGCCAAAGGUGUAUGAAAAAUUGAAGCUUUGCAAAAAGUGACUUUCUCUUUGUGAAAAAGCUCUGGCUGAAUAUUUAGAAACCAAGCACAUAGCUUUUUCUCGCUUCUAUUUUGUUUCUUCAGCGGACUUGCUAGACAUCCUUUCAAAAGGAACACAGCCAAAACAGUUGGCCCAUCAUCUUACCAAAUUUUUUGACAACAUUGCUGAUCUUAAAUUUCAAGAGAAUGUAGAGGAAUCUGUAAAUACUGCCCUUGGGAUGUUCAGCAGAGAAAAGGAGUAUGUUCCAUUCUAUGAAGGGUGUGGAUGCAGUGGUCAGGUGGAGUCUUGGUUGCAAUACCUUGAGGAAACUGUUCACAAAACAGUGCGCCUCUACAUCAUGGAGGCGAUACUGGCCUAUGAAGAGAAGCAGAGCGAGCAGUGGGGUUUUGACUACCCAGCCCAGGCUGCACUUACUGGUUCACAAAUCUGGUGGGUUUCAGAUGUUGAAAUGGCAUUCAGUAGGCUGGAAGAGGGCUUGGCAUCAGCCCUGGAGGAUUGUCACAAGAAGCAGGUCACUCAGCUAAAUGUUCUUAUUACCGUGCUGCUUGGAGAACUUUCCUCGGGUGGUCGACAGAAAAUCAUGACCAUUUGCACCAUAGAUGUUCAUGCUAGAGAUGCUGUAGCAAACCUUGUAGCUCAGAAGGUCGCCAGUUCCCAAGCUUUUGCUUGGCUGUCACAGCUACACCAUAGAUGGGAUGACACCCAGAAUCACUGUUUUGCCAACAUGUGCAAUGCUCGGUUUCAGUACUCUUAUGAGUACUUGGGAAAUACCCCUCGGCUAGUUAUUACACCUUUGACUGACAGGUGUUACAUUACUCUAACCCAGUCUCUCCACCUAACAAUGAGCGGUGCUCCUGGCACAGGUAAAACAGAGACCACCAAAAAUCUAGGCUGUGCCCUUGGUAUGAUGGUGUACAUCUUCAACUGUUCUGAGCAGAUGGAUUACAAGUCUAUAGAAAAUAUCUGUAAAGGUUUGGUCCAGACAGGAGCUUGGGGAUGCUUUGAUGAAUUCAAUCGCAUCUCGGUGGAAGUUCUGUCGGUGGUGGCAGUACAAGUGAAGACUGUCCACGAUGCAAUUAGGAACAAGAAAAAGAAAUUUUUAUUCCUUGCUGAAAACAUUACAUUGAAGUCAUCGGUUGGAAUAUUUAUUACCACGAGCCCAGGAUGUGCAGGUCGGACAGAACUACCUGAAAACCUCAAAGCUCUGUUCAGACCCUGUGCCAUGGUCGUCCCUGACAUUGAACUGAUCUCUGAAAUUACGUUGGUUGCUGGAGGCUUUAUUGAUGCACGUCUGGUAGCCAGGAAGUUUAUUACCUUGUAUGCUCUCUGCAGGGAGCUGCUUUCUAAACAGGACCAUUAUGACUGGGGACUUCAUGCUAUCAAGUCAGUUUUAGCAGUUGCUGGCUCUCUGAAAUGAGGAGACAAGAACAGACCUGAGGAUCAGGUGCUUAUGUGAGCCUUAAGAGACUUCAAUUUGCCUAAAAUAGUGACAGAUGAUAUCCCAAUUUUCAUGGGCCUGAUCAGUGACCUGUUUCCAGCUCUGGAUGUUCCGAGGAAGAAGAACCUGCAAUUUGAACAGAUGGUUAAACAAUCUACCCUGGAGCUUCACUUGCAGCCUGAAGAGAGCUUUAUUCUCAAAGUUGUUCAGCUGGAGGAGCUACUGGCAGUGUGUCACUCUGUGUUUGUCGUUGGAAAUGCAGGGACUGGAAAGAGUAAGGUGCUGAAAGUUCUGCGUCACACGUACGUGAACAUGAAACAAAAGCCUGUUUGGAAUCACCUUCACCCCAAAAUUCUGACAGCUGAUGAACUGUUUGGUUUUAUACACCGUGCAACCUGAGAAUGGAAAGAUGGUCUCCUGUCAUCUCCUCUGAAAGAGCAAGCUAAUAUUACCCAUGAGGGGCCAAAAUGGUUAGUUUUAGGUGGGGAUAUAGAUCCUAUGUGGAUUGAGUCGCUCAACACUGUUAUGGAUGCUAACAAGGUUCUGACCCUUACAAGCAAUGAACGUGUGCCUAUGACUUUGUCAAUGUGGCUGCUAUUUGAGGUACGCCAUUUAAGAGCUGCUACCCCAGCUACAGUAUCCAGAGCUGGUAUUCUCUAUCUGAACACCGAGGACGUGGGGUGGAAUCUGUAUGUUGCCAGCUGGAUAGAAACAAGGAGAUACCAAUCCGAAAAGGCUAACUUGACUGUUCUCUUUGAUAAAUAUGUGCCUCCUCAGUUAGAACAACUCGGAACAAGAUUUAAAACUGUUACUCCUAUUCCUGAGAAUAGUAUGGUUCAGACACUGCUGGAUUGUUUUCUGACCCCUGAAAAUGUGCCAAUGGAUUGCCCCAGAGAGCUCUAUGAGAUAUAUUUUGGUUUUGCUUGUAUUUGGGCGUUUGGUGGGGUGCUCUCUCAAGAUCAGCUUUCAAAAUACCAAGCUUAAUUCAGCUGCUGGUGGCUUAAGAAGAUGAAAGCAGUGAAGUUUCCAUCCCAGGGCACAGUGUUCGAUUAUUACCUUGAUCCAGAGACAAGGAAGUUCCUGCCCUGGGUGGAUAAGGUCCUGGGUCCUGAUGUGGAUCCAGAUGCAUCCCUGCAGGCAAUCUUUGUUCACAUAUCUGAGACUGCAUGUCUCAAAUAUUUUAUUGAUUUACUCUUAACAAAAGGCAAACCAGUCAUGCUUGUUGGAAAUGCCGGAGUAGGAAAAACAGUGUUUGCAGGUGAUAGGCUUGCUGCUCUCUGUGAAGACUACCUCCUGGCUAACAUCCCUUUCAACUACUACACAUCAUCAGCAGUGCUCUAGAAAAUGCUUGAAAAAAAGCUGGAGAAAAAAGCUGGUCAUAACUAUGGUCCAGUAGGAAAUAAGAAACUUAUCUAUUUUAUUGAUGAUUUGAAUAUGCCUGAAGUGGAUAGAUAUGGAACAGUUCAACCUCACACGUUGAUUUGGCAGCAUAUAGAUUAUGGACACUGGUAUGAUACGAAGCUAACUAUUAAAGAAAUUCAUAAUUGUCAGUAUAUUGCCUGUAUGAAUCCAACCGCUGGCAGCUUCACUAUCAACCCUAGGCUCCAGGUAUGACGUUUUGCAGUAUUUGCUUUGAACUUCCCUUCUUCAGAUUCCCUGACUAUCAUCUGUAGCAAGAUAGUUUGCUUCCACUUCCAGCAACAUGCUUUUACUCCAUCAUUAAUCAAGAAUAUUCCAGCCAUCGUACAAGCAGCCAUAUGGCUUCACCAGGCAGUGGUUCAAAACUUCCCACCAACUGCUAUGAAGUUCCACUAUGUCUUUAACAUGAGAGACCUCUCCAGUGUCUUCCAGAAUGUGGAAGACCAAGUGUUGCUGCAAUCUCCGCUCAUCUAUUGCCAUUUUGCAAACAGCAGAGCAGACCCUUGCUACAAGCCAGUGAAAGGGCGGGAACCACUGAGGAAUAUACUUGAGGAGUUCCUAGAAAGCUACAAUGAAAUGCAUGCUCCUGUGAACCUAGUCUUAUUUGAGGGUGCCAUGCAGCAUGUGUGCCAGAUCAGUUGUACCCCAGAAGCCCCUAGGGGUUAUGCACUUCUGAUUGGAGUAGGUGGUAGCGGUAAACAAAGCUUGUCGAGGCUGGCAGCAUACAUCUGCUCCAUGGAGGUUUUCCAAAACACUGAAGACUACACGAUCCAGGACCUGAGGGUAGAUCUUGCCAGUUUGUACAUCAAGACUGGUGCCAAGAACAUGCCCACAGUGUUUUUGCUGACAGAUGCCCGGGUUCCAGAUGAAUGCUUUCUUGUGCUGAUUAAUGACUUGUUGGCAUCAGGAGAAGUUCCAGAUCUGUUCAGUGAUGAAGACGUGGAGGGCAUAGUUACAGCAGUUAGAAAAGAAGUACGAGCCCUGGGCCUGAUGGACACCAGAGAAAGCUGCUGGAGGUUCUUCUUGAGUAGAGUGCGGCUGCUGUUAAAAAUCGUUCUGUGUUUCUCGCCUGCCGGUGCCACGCUGUGAGCGUGAGCUCGGAAGUUCCCAGCCAUAGUUAACUGCACCGCUAUUGACCGGUUUCAUGAGUGGCCGCGGGAGGCCCUGCGCUCCAUCAGCAGGAGGUUCAUUGAGCAAGCCGAGGGGGUCGAGCCACUCAUCCAGGACUCCAUUUGUGAUUUCAUGGCUUAUGCCCACACCAGUGUGAAUAUGCUGAGUGCCAAAUGCAAUCGUAAUGAGAGGCGAUACAAUUACACCACUCCGAAGAGUUUUCCGGAGCAAUCAUGCUUUAAGAUCCUCCUAGAGAAGAAAAGCAAGGAGAUGUCGGGACACACGGAGCACUUGGUGAAUGGCAUGCAGAAGCCAAAGGCAGCAGCUUUCCAGGUAGAAUAUUUAAAAUCCAAACUUGCUUCUCAAGAGACAGAACUGCAACUGAGAAAUCAAGAUGCUGAAGCUUUGAUUGCUAAGAUGGGGUUUCAGACUGCGAAAGUGAGUCAAGAAAAGGCCAUUGCAGAUACAGAGGAGCAAAAGGUAGCAGAAAUCCAAGGAGAAGUAGUAUAUUUGAGACAGAAAGAAUGCGAGGAUGACCUGCUGAAAGCUGAACCUGCUCUUGUUGCUGCUGCAGCAGCCUUAGACACGCUUGAUAAGGUUAAUAUUACAGAACUGAAAGCCUUCACCAACCCACCAGUGGCUGUAACCAAUGUUAUUGCUGCAGUAAUGUUUUUGUUGGCAUAUAAAGGGAAAGUGCCCAAAGACCGAAGCUGGAAAGCCGCAAAAGUCUUUAUGGGAAAGGUUGAUGACUUCUUACAAGCUUUAGUCAACUAUGAUAAGGAGCAUAUUCCUCAGAAUUGUCUGAAAGUUGUCAAGGAACAUUACUUGAAAGAUCCAGAUUUCAAUCCAAAUUAUGCUCGUACAAAAUCCUUUGCAGCAGCUGGUCUUUGUGCCUGGGUCAUCAAUAUAGUAAAAUUCAAUGAGGUGUAUUGUGAGGUAGAGCCAAAACGAUGUGCAUUGGCCCAGGCAAAUACUGAAUUAGCAGCAGCUACAGAAAAACUAGAAGCCAUCAGGAAAAAGCUUCUUGUUCUGGAUAGCAAUCUGAGUAAGCUCACAGCUUCACUUGAGAAAGCAGUUGCAGAGAAAGUCCAAUGUCAAGAUGAUGUGAAUCGAACAAACAAAACUAUUGAGCUGGCCAACAGGCUGGUCAAGGGACUUGAGGUAAGAAGGUGGCAUUGGAGCCAGUCUGUUGAAAACAUCAAAGCACAAAAGAAAAAUUUGUGCGGUGACAUCAUAUUAACAGCAGCAUUUGUGUCUUACUUUGGACCCUUCACAAAACAGUAUCGCUAGGGACUGAUGGAACAUUUCUGGAUUCCUUUUCUAAAGUCACAAAAGGUUCCUACUCCUGUGGCGGAGGGCCUGGACCCGAUUGCCACGUUGACGGAUGAUGCUACGAUGGCAGCAUGGAGUAACGAGGGACUGCCUGGUGAUAGGAUGUCAACAGAAAAUGCCACUAUUCUAACAAACUGCGAGCGCUGGCUUCUGAUGAUAAAACCCCAGCAACAGGGAAUUAAAUGGAUAAAGAAUAAAUAUGGAGCUGACCUUAAAGUCAUACAUCUAGGACAGAAAGGGUAUGUGCAUACCAUUGAAAGAGCUUUGGCUUGCGGAGAGAUUGUACAAAUUGAAAACGUGGGUGAAUCUAUUGAUCCCAUACUUGAUCCCCUGCUUGGAAGACACGCAGUUAAAAAGGGAAAAUAUAUCAAGAUUGAAGACAAGGAAUGUGAAUUCAACAAGAAUUUCUGUCUCAUCCUUCACACUAAACUGGCUAACCCUCACUACAAGCCAGAACUGCAGGCUCAGACCACCCUCAUUAAUUUCACUGUCACCAGGGACGGGCUGGAAGACCAGCUGUUGGCUGAGGUUGUUAGUGCUGAAAGGCCAGACUUAGAAAAACAUAAGUCAAUCCUGGCCAAGCAGAAGAACCGUUUCAAGACUGAGCUCAGGCAGCUGGAGGAUGACAUGCUGCUCAGCCUGUCAGCUGCCCAGGGCAGUUUCUUAGACAACAGUGAACUUGUAGAGAAACUCGAAUCAACAAACUCAACUGCAGCAGAAAUACAGCGCAAGAUAGCUGAAGCCAAAGAAAAUGAAGCUCAGAUUAAUGUGACAAGAGAGCAUUACAGACCAACAGCCAUAAGAGCAUCCAUUCUUUACUUCGUUAGCAAUAGUCUGGGCAACAUCAACCACAUCUACCAGUUUUCACUGAAGGCCUUCAAUGCAGUCUUCCACAAAACAAUUAAGCAGGCUGAAAAAUCAGGGGAUAUUCAGUGUCGUAUCUCUAACCUGACAGAAGCUGUCACAUAUUCAACCUUUCUUUUCACAAGCCAAGGACUUUUUGAAAAGGAUAAGCUCAUUUUCUUAGCCCAGACAGCUUUUCAGAUUCUUCUAAGAAGUAAAGAGAUAGAACUCCUUGAAUUGGAGUUCCUCGUUUGAUUCAGAGUUGAACACACUUACGAGAGUCCUGUUGACUUCUUAACUACUCAAUCAUGGAGUGCCAUUAGGGCUAUGGCAGUGAUGGAUGUGUUCAGGGGGUUAGACAAAGAUAUUGAAGGAUCCACCAAGAGGUGGAAGAAAUGGGUGGACUCAGAAUGUCCAGAAAAGGAAAAGCUCCCCCAGGAAUGGACAAAAAAAAAAAUCUCUUUUCAGAAAUUAAUCAUACUGAGGGUGCUCCGUCCUGACAGAAUGAUGUACGCUCUUAAAAACUUUGUGGAGGAAAAGCUUGGCUCAAGGUAUGUGGAAAGCACAAGGAUGGACUUAGCAAAAUCCUGUGAAGACAGCAGUCCAGCCACUCCUGUGUUUUUCAUUCUGUCUCCAGGAGAAGACUCACUUGAAGAUACUGAGACACUAGGUAAGCGUCUUGGCUUCACUAGAGACUCUGGAAGAUUUCACAACAUCUCUUUAGGACAAGAGCAGGAGAUGGUUGCAGAGGAGGCACUUGAGAAGGCUGCCAGACAUGGCCAUUGGGUUCUUCUCCGUAAUAUUCAUCUAGUAGCCAAGGGGCUACGAACUUUGGAAAAACUCCUCAAGCAAUACAGUGAAGAAAGUCAUCCUGAUUUCCGUGUCUUUAUUAGUGCUGAACCAGCUCCAACCCCAGAAGAGCACAUCAUUCCUCAAGGAAUGCUAGAAAACUCGAUUAAAAUUACCAGUGAACUUCUUACAGGGAUGCUGGCUAAUUUACGUGCUGUACUCUACAGUUUUGACCAGGAUACCCUUGAACUGUGUACCAGAGAAGCGGAAUUUAAAGGCAUCCUUUUUUCUCUGUGCUAUUUUCACGCUUGCCUUGCUGGGAGACUGAAGUUUGGCCCUCAGGGCUGGAAUGGAAGGUACCCGUUCAGUGCUAGAGAUCUCGCCGUCUGCGUAACUGUCCUCUGCAACUGUUUAGAGACCCAUACGAAGGUUCUGUGGGAAGACCAGCGUUACCUCUUUGGUGAGAUCGUGUACGGUGUCCACAUCACCGAUGCCUUGGACUGCAGGCUCUGCUGUAUGUGUCUGCAAGAAUUCAUCAGCCCACCUGCGCUUGAAGGGGAACUGACUCUGGCACCAGGUUUCUUGGCCCCACCAAAUCUGGAUUAUGAUGGAUACCAUAAACACAUAGAUGAAAUGCUUCCAUCUGAAAGCCCUGUACUAUAUGGACUGCACCCUAAUGCUGAGAUGGGAUACUUGACAGCAAGGUCAGAUAAUCUCUUCAAAACUCUUUUGGAAAUGCAACCCAUGAAUUCAUUCGUAGGAGAAGGCUCAUGCCAGUUUGCAGAGGAAAAGGUUAAGAACGUCCUGGAUAGUAUUCUGGAGAUGCUUCCUGAGGAGUUUAAUAUGGCAGAAAUCAUGCAGAAGACUACUGCCUGGCGCCUCUAUGCCCUUGUUUGCCUUCAAGAGUGUGAGAGGAUGAACCUCCUCCUUUCAGAGAUCCGUAGGUCUCUUAAACAGCUGGACCUUGGUCUGAAGGGCGAGUUGAUGUUUUCUCCUCACAUGGAAGUGCUGCAGUCCGCACUCUUCUAUGAUGCUGUGCCAGUCACAUAGACUAAACUAGCAUAUCCAUCCACGAACAGCCUUGCCCACUGGGUUACCAAUCUUCUCAUGCAAUACAGAGAACCUGAGAUCUGGACACAGGACCUUGUGCUGCCAGCAGUAGUGUGGCUUUCUGGCUUGUUCAAUCCUCAGUCCUUUCUGACAGCUGUAAUGCAGAGCACGGCACUCAAGAACAACUGGCCUUUGGAUAAGGUGUGCUUGACUGUAGAUGUUACCAAAAAGACCAAAGAAGAUUAUGGCUACCCACCAAGGGAAGGAGCCUGUAUCUGUGGGCUUUCCAUGGAGGAUGAGAAAUAA